Molecule: messenger RNA, 688 nt
Organism: Solanum lycopersicum (tomato)
Lineage: Eukaryota; Viridiplantae; Streptophyta; Magnoliopsida; Solanales; Solanaceae
Product: glycine-rich protein
Source: RefSeq, marked validated
AUCCUUUAAUUAAUUCAAGUAUCAUAAGGGAAACAAAAAAAAUGGGUUCUAAAGCAUUUCUGAUUCUUGGCCUUUUUUUGGCCAUAUUUGUAAUGAUAAGUUCUGAUGUUUUAGCUAGGGAGUUGGCUGAGACUUCCACUACUACUUCUGAAGAGGAUUCCAAGAAAUCCAGUAACAAAAAUGAAGUACAUGAAGCCGAAUAUGGCGGGUACCCCGGUGGUGGCGGUGGAUACCCUGGUGGUGGUGGAUACCCUGGCGGCGGUCGUGGUGGUGGUGGUGGUGGAUACCCUGGUGGUGGACGUAGUGGUGGUGGUGGUGGAUACCCUGGUGGCGGAUACCCAGGUGGUGGUGGAUAUCGUGGCGGUGGUGGUAGAUACCCUGGUGGUGGUGGUGGCGGCCGUGGUGGUGGUAGAUACUCCGGCGGUGGUGGACGUGGCGGUGGCGGUGGCCGCGGUGGACGUGGUGGUGGUGGCCGGAAGUGUUGUUCCUAGAUACAAAGGUGAAUGAAUAUAGUAAUAUAUAGUUAUCACCUUGUACUAAUUAGUGGCAAGAUGUAUUAGUAGUAAUAUUCUUGCUGCUUUUUGGAGCUUAUUGUAAGAAAAAAUUAUUAUCAUGAAAUAAAAGCCAUCAUGUAAUGUUUGUUAAUUAUGCUAUGGUAUGACAAUAUUUUACUUUGGUGUUUUACUUA